AUGGAUGCACUACAGACCGAGCUAUCAGAUGUGGUCUCUCGACUGGAACUGGAGCGCCGUAUCUGUGAUGGGGCACGCAAUAUGCUGCAAUUGCUGGACCAGAGCAGUGCGAAUGAGGCCAUGCGUCGCUCCAUUGAGCAUGAGCUAGCCCUGGCAGAAGAGCAUGUAAAGGCGUUGGAGACCAAGCAGUUUGAGCUAGAACAAGCGCGGCCGCCGCCCUCGAUCAUGCAGGUGCCCGCUGCGCCCAUGUCGUUCUUACAUCCACGUGCGAUUCGGCCUGUGCACAACCUCGAUGGCCUGGGGCCCAGUAGUCUCGAUUCGGGGCGAUCUUCUCCUACAGAGCCUCUGUAUUUGCCAGAAAGCCGCGCCUUCCCUUUGCCUGUGCCGGACCAUCACCGCGAUGUCCAUUUGGAGCGCUCUCGACAGCGUGUGUUGGCCCUGACCGAGGUCCUGCAUCGUAUGCUCGCCACGUCGCCGCCUUCCCAGGACUGGAGCGUGCUCUUCUCGCUGCUAUCGACCAUGCUACGUGAUUCUCCCACGUUGGCAUCCGAGCUAGAUACACACAGUUUGCUACAGAGCGCCCUCCAAGGCAUAGCACUCGGCCCGACGUCGUCGACGCGGGCGUAUGCGAUGCGGCUCCUUCGAUACCUGCUGCAGGACGACGUGCUGCCCAUGCUUCUUCCUCAUUCCUGUGUGCUUACUCUGUUCCUCUCGCGUGCGUUGCUGCGGGAGGACGACCUGGCGCUGGAGCGCGAGCAAGCGCUCAAACUCAUUCGUGCUUUGAUGGCCACGGCCCAGGACACGCCGAUGCAUGUCCUCAUCCCUGAGGGGCUUGUACGUACCAUGGCAGCCAUUGCGUUUGAGCCCAGUGAUCCGCUGUACCAUGCGUGUGUCGAGACGUUGGUCGAGUUGGCCUUGCUGGACCCGGCGCUCACCGCGCGGGCCGCUGGGUUCCCGCCCCUUUGGCAGGCGCUAAGCACGGCUCCGGCGCCUGUAGCGACGGCUCUCGUUGAGAAUAUCGUAGUGCUCCUUGAUCGCCCCGCGACGCGGCGCUACAUAAGUGCAGGCACUGAUUUGGAAGCUGCCUUGGCAGGGUUUACAAGCGUGCCUAUGCAUCGGACCUCGGACGAGCUGGCCUCGUUGCAAACGACACGGCAUGUCGUGGUGAGCCUGCUGCUCUCCUGGCAAGGACUGGUGUACCUGUGCAUGCAGGAGCAACGAGCGCUGCGUACGUUGUUCGCAGCGAUGUACAUGGACGACGUGGCGCUGCAAGUGGCCCUCCUGGAUACCCUGUCGGAUGUGAUGACUUAUGCGGAGCCUCUUCCUACGCUGCAUGAACGUUGGGCGCCAUACCCAGGCAUCCCGCUCUUUCGCCACUACAUGACCUUGGUCGUGUUGCUGUGCAUUGAAGCGGGCCUCUUGCCGGCGCUCGCGCAUUUGCUACAGCACGCCACGCCCAUGGUCUGCGCCAAGGCGAGUGCUUUCACAGGUCGUCUAUUGGCAUUGGUCCGUGAUAUGUGCCCCCACAAAAGUGCGGAAUGGCAUGCAUUCCCGGUGCUGGUGCAAUCGAUUUGUCGGCCAGCCUCGCCGCUGGACGGCAUGCGCGCGACCAAUGCCCUCACGGCCAUUGCCAAGGCGGAAGACGCCUACGUUCCCCAUGUAGCCCACUCGACCACGGCGCGGGUCUUGGUGGACGACCAUGUGUUUCGUGCGAUGCUACGUGACUCGAUGGUCACAGCGACGAAGGAGUAUACGCAGUGGCAUGUGCCUGUGAUACAUGAGCUAUUGCAGGGCCCUCUACGCGACCCACGCCGCUUGGAAGAGGCGUUGACGGGAUCAAAAUGGAUUCGCCGACUGCUGGCCCUCUUUCGUCCGCUCGGCCCACGCUUCGUGCUACUGCAGCCACGCGACGUAGGCACGGUAUGGAUCGAGGUGGGUGUGCAGCUCUUUCGUGUGCUGGUGUCGCAGGCCGAUGGCCUGCGGGUCUUGUCGGAAGACCGAUUCUUGUCGGAGCUGCAUGAUGUGCUCGACCAACUGGCCACGGGUCACUUACAUCCCGUUCUUUCUCACGCGCGGUGGCAGGAGACGGCCGUACGUGGCCUCUUUGCCCUGGUCCAAGUCCUGAGCGAGCAUACCUAUGGCGCAGAGCUCCUUGUCCAAGCGCAUGUAUACACGCCGCUACUUUCGCUGUGUGCGCGCGAUGAUGACGUGAGUGUGCAUAUAGUCGACCAGGCCCUGCAUGCCCUCGAUAUGUCACACGCGUCGAUCGCACGGACCCUGCUGGAGCAUGCGCUCACAGGCGGCUCGGAGGCGGUGCGAUGUAGGGCGACGUCCUGCGUCGCAGAGAGGCUAUGGAUUCACCAGGAGCCGCAGGGGUGGGCUGCCGCUCUGCUCUCGGCGCAGCUGUACGAUAUCGCGCCUGACGUGCGUACGUUGGCCAUGCAGCGGUUGCGCGAGGCGUGUGCGCAUCCCCUGAUGGUCGACUGCGUCAUGGCCCAAGGGCCGCCAUGGGAUCUGCUGGCGUCGGACGAUACAUUGGCCCUGCGCAGCUUGGGUGUCCGCGAUGGGUUUGUAGCGCUACGUCGUGCUGGAUGGCUCACAUCCAUCACGCAUGCAUGGCAGGCGCAUACGUGGUACACAUACGUAGCUGACGUCGAGUCGUGCCUCGCGCCAGCGCGACGAACAGCCGUGGUGCCGCCUCACUUGUACGGCCAGUUGGCCAAGACCGAGGAAGGGUGUGCCUACCUGGAAGAGCAGCAGAUUCUGCCUGGCUUGCUGGCCGUUUUGCAGGCACAUGCAACAGAAGCACACAAUGCUACGGCGCUCUUGCACGUCAAAGCGGUGCUUUGGGCAUGUGGGCAUAUAGGCGGCGCUUCCGAGCAGGGGAUGCACAUGCUUCAGGCGCAGGGAUGGACGCCGCUGUGGCAGCGGGCGCUGCAGUCGCCGGUCGUGUCGGUGCGUGGCACAUGCUUUUACGCGGCGGCCUUGCUGGCGGCUAGCGCAGCAGGACGUGCUGCCCUCGCCAAGACACAGUGGCUAGGCGACGUCGCAUGCCUACCGAAAGACGUGCUAUCGUUUGUGUUUCUCCCCGCUACGCCUACCGUAUCCAACGAUGCGUACGCGUCGCGCAUGGCGCCAGCAGACGACGAAGAGGAGGAGCAAGCAGCGACCAUGCUCUCGCGCCUAGGCAAUGGCAUCGUCGCCGGGUCAGCCUGGCGCGCUCUCCUACGGAUGCGGCAGCAGCGGCCAGCGCUGUUCACACGCAUGUCCCUGUUGGCCAGGGCCUUGCAUUUACUCGACCAUUUCGCCUUCCGACUCGCUGCUCGACGGCAUGUAUGGACCCUAUUUGAUGCCUAUCCUCUCACGCUCGACACGGCGUACGCCCUGCAGAAAUGGCGCGUGACGCAUGUGAAGCAAGCACCGGCUGUGCCAGCCCGUCGCGUCCCCGUGCAGGACGUAAGCGCGUCGAGCGUGGCAACACGGACACCGCAUCAGUACAGGGUACCGCCGUACAGGAUGCCCAAGGCAUCCACGUCGGAUGAUGACGGUGAACCUGACCGGACAACGACGGCUGAUGUACAUACCUCGCCGACGAAGCACACCACGACCACUGUGGCUGCUGCCAUGACCACAACACGCCCACACCGCGGCAGUGUGCAGCGACAUGCAUGGCCGUUGCAAGUCCAUGGCUUUGUAUAA
Molecule: messenger RNA, 3699 nt
Organism: Malassezia pachydermatis
Lineage: Eukaryota; Fungi; Basidiomycota; Malasseziomycetes; Malasseziales; Malasseziaceae
Product: protein ste16
Exons: 2
Coding region: 1-3699 (1232 amino acids)
Biological process (GO): TORC2 signaling
Cellular component (GO): TORC2 complex
Source: RefSeq, a predicted model, not a curated record